UCGAUAUUGGGAAGAUUGGCAAUACCAGAGUCUAGAGCUACUAGGUCAAUAGACUUAAUGUUACGGAAAAGAAUUGUACGAGACAUAUUCAUUUUAAAUAGUGUCACUUUAACAUUAAAUUAAAUAAGUUUAUGAUCAAAAAUGGGAAAAUCAAAUGCAGUACAGUUAGAAAGAGUAACACCAGAGCAACAGAGUAAAUCCAGAGUAUGGCCUUUUGAAUGGGUGGGAAAAUUAAUAAACUGCUGCAAAUCAAAAGUAUCAAGGCAUGAUAUAAAAUCUUUUGUGAGAUAGUUAUUGUUAUUUUGAAUAUGGAUAUUAAAAUCACCAAGUAGAAUCACCGUGGGGGAAAGGGAUGAAAUAAAUGUGAGAAAUUCAGAAAAUUCAUUAAUGAAUUCUGAAUUGGGCUUAGGUGGACGAUACACGGUGGCUACAAUGAUAGAGUUUGGACCAUUUAGUUUAAUGGCAAGAGACUCAAAUGAAUGAUAAAGUGGCACAGAGACAGGCGAGACUUUCAAACUCUCGCGAUAAAUUAUUGUGAGACCUCCCCCACGACCUGUAACGCGGGGUUGACAGCUGUAAACAAACCCAGGGGGAGUUGCUUCAUUCAACUGGGAAAAGUAAUUUGGUUGCUGCCAAGUUUCUAUCAGACUAAAAAAGUCAUACUUGCGAUCAUUGAUGAGUUCCUGGAUAAAAUGUCCUUUGCCCGAAAGUGAGCGGAUGUUGUAUAAUCCAAAAUGGAGAUUGUUGAAAUUGUUUUUGUGGGAGACGGAGCUAACAUUAGCUGACCUGGAUAGACUGGCCAGCACACUAUGAUCCACCCUCCUGCUGGAUGAUCUCGGUUCACAGCGAGAUGAUGACCAGAAGGAGUUUAUUGAAGUGGAGUCAUCAAUGUUAAAACUCCGUCGGGACCCACGGUGAAGAUAUCUCCGGCGAGGUAUGCGAGAAUACUCUGGGCCAAUAUGCAGCGUUGAUUGUUGAAACGCCGGAGCCGUCGGAUUAAAGCGGAGUCUGAGAAGCUCGGCAGCCGAGUAUUGGAGCAGGGCCGACGAGGAACUUGUCAGAAGCAGCAGCACAGCAAUCCAUAUGAGUGUCCCCGACUUGCCGAUCCACAUUCUUGCUCACACAGCAGGGCCAGAAAAAGGGCUACAAGUAAGUAAGCAGCUACAAACAGAGCUUGCCUUUGACUGAUAGUAUAACUGCGAAUAUAGCGUAACGUCAAUAUCAGUAUAUCAGCAGGAUAAUAUACAAUAAUUAAAGGGCACAUGACACAGUUGAUUUUUCAUGUAUUAUACUGUUGUCUGAGGUGUACUUCCGACGGUCGCGUGGUUUUUACAUCCCAAAACAUCAAAAGCAUUAAGUAAUAGGCUAUUUUGUAGCAUGGCACAGAGGCUGUCUGGAGAAACGACUCGUUUUGAUGGGCGGGCCGCAUUGAAACUUGGAAGUAAACACCCACUGCUAUGAUUGGCUAUUGAGAAGGAGAUUGACAGGGCAAGGUGUAGGGUGGGGGUGUGGUCUUGACCAACGUGCGGCCGCUGCACCAUGCAGUUGAAGUAUUGCAAUGGCUCGUGCAGUCGUUAAUGCUUUCCAGUUUGACCCAGAAUCUGAUCCAGAGGGGGAAGCACCUGAAGAGAUUGCAACUCAGCGACUACAACAGCACUUCUCAGAUUGGUGCCGUUGUGGAAAAUGUGUUACCAUGCCCACAGAAGCUGAGAAUAUUUGCUGCUUGGAGACACCUCGGGUUACUAGAAGACUACGGGAGGUCGGAGAACACCUUGCAUGUAUGGUUGACCAUCCUGGAUUUGAGCCUGUAUGCUUGAAUGUCUACUCUCUGCAGAAUGCAGGCCAAAUAUGCAGAGCUGACUAUGGCACUCUACAAUUAAGAGGAAUACACCAUCGUUAUAGGUAUCUGGCCUAUCGUUCCUUUGUGAGCGGGUGCUGGGGCUUCCUGGGAUGCAGCAUCCGGGUCGUUAUUCCAGCUUGUGUGGUCCUGCGCAUCCGGUCAGAGUUUCCUGAUGAGGAAGGCCACUAUGUAGGGUUUAAACUGCCCCCUGUUUGA
Messenger RNA from Misgurnus anguillicaudatus (oriental weatherfish), 2056 nucleotides. Its product is annotated as P2X purinoceptor 7. Lineage: Eukaryota; Metazoa; Chordata; Actinopteri; Cypriniformes; Cobitidae. The record is from RefSeq and is a predicted model, not a curated record.